CGAGGGAAGAAUACUUCUUCAACUCGUCGUCAGUUUCAAGUUUACUCUCGCGAUAAACGUUCCACUUAAUCCGUACUGUGCAGUCGACCGGAGAGGAUCGUUCAAAAUGUCCGGAAAGUACUCGGCGUUGAUUCUUGCAAUCUGUGGAGCAGCUGUUUUAGCACAGGAUGGAGGCGUCAAAUCUUGGCGCAAGGGCGGUUCCGCGUCCCACGGCCACAUGGUCAUGAACCAGACCGUGGUCGAGGAUCAACCGGGUUCCACCAUGGUAAACCUUCACCGCGGCAACGAUUCCCAAAGUGCGCUGGACCAGUUCAUGAACAAAACCAAAACCGCCAUCCCAACCGGGGUCUGCUUCGAGGAGAUCCCCACGAUCAGCCUGGUCAAGCCGAACAACGGACUCAUCCCGGCCGGCAACGGAUCCGAUCCGUCGCUGAGUCGCGUCCAGGUUUGCUGCAAGGGCUUCGAACGGAACGUGCACAACUUCCGCAAGUGUGAUCCGAUCUGCGAGCAGCCCUGCUUCAACGGGCUGUGCGUUGGUCCGAACACCUGCAGCUGCUAUCCGGACUUUGUGCAGAACCGCGAGGGCAAGUGCGUGCCAACCUGCCCGAUCGGAUGUGACAACGGCGUGUGUGAUCUGGACCUGAGGCGGUGCAUCUGCAAGGAGGGAUUCGAGCUGGAUAAGAGUGGUCAGUUUUGCGUGCCCGGAUGUAAGGGAGGUUGCGGAGUGGGGCGAUGUGUGGCGGUGAACACUUGCGUUUGUGACGACGGUUACACGCCGGACGAGGAUGGACUGUGUGUGCCCAAGUGCGAAGGAGGUUGCGGAGCUGGAGAUUGCAUUGCACCAGGGGUUUGUCAGUGCCGGCCGGGUUACGAGAAGGGUGACGAGGGAUGCGAGCCGAUAUGUUCUAAUGGCUGCUUCAACGGGCUCUGCACCGCUCCGGAAGUGUGUUCCUGCAAGCCGGGCUACGCGAUGGGACCCUCGGGCAACAACAAGUGCGAGGCCACGUGCGAGCGACCCUGCCUGAACGGGGACUGCACCGGGCCCAACACGUGCACUUGCCACCGCGGAUACGUUCUGGACGAGACCAACCAGUUCAAGUGCCUCGCUCACUGUCCCAACGGUUGUCCCAACGGAGUCUGCUCGGGGCCAAACAUGUGCCUGUGCAAUGCUGGAUUCAUCAAGGACCGCAGCUUGAAGGGAAGUCAAGCGUGUGUGAAGCGCGUGUAGA
Culex pipiens pallens (northern house mosquito) is the source of this 1229-nucleotide messenger RNA. Its product is annotated as epidermal growth factor-like protein. The transcript is spliced from 3 exons. The record is from RefSeq and is a predicted model, not a curated record. Bases 107 to 1228 code for a protein of 373 amino acids. Lineage: Eukaryota; Metazoa; Arthropoda; Insecta; Diptera; Culicidae.